Messenger RNA from Acipenser ruthenus (sterlet), 5040 nucleotides. RefSeq names its product ArfGAP with GTPase domain, ankyrin repeat and PH domain 1 (gene agap1). Bases 89 to 4111 code for a protein of 1340 amino acids. Gene Ontology annotation, molecular function: GTPase activity; GTPase activator activity; GTP binding. Gene Ontology annotation, cellular component: nucleus. The transcript has 20 exons. The record is from RefSeq and is a predicted model, not a curated record. NCBI's taxonomy places the organism in Eukaryota, Metazoa, Chordata, Actinopteri, Acipenseriformes, Acipenseridae.
GGUGCGUUUAGGUCCGGACUGUAACAAUAAUAUUAUCGUUCUAUAAUUUAAGGGACAAUUUUUCUUUUGCUGUUUUUGCAACUAAAGAAUGUACCUUUUGGAUGCUGAUUGCCCUGAAAGGAUGCAGAGGGGAACCCCGCAAAGGAAAACCGUGUACCGGAUUUCUUUAACUCUGGUUAAAAAAGAAAAUGUGCUGGAUGGUGGAGGCGGCGGGAGCAGCGUGGCGCAUCCAAGGUUUGAGACCCCAAAAGCGGACACUCACAGGCGGGAGGGCGCCUCAGAGAUCCAGCGAAGCUGCCUGUUGGAGGAGCUGGAGGAAGAGGCGGACGACAUAGACGAUUUCUCCACACAGAACUAUUUGAGAAACUUCAGGACGUUUAGUACCGGUCACCUUGAACUGGGUAAGUUAAAAAUCUCCAGGAAAACGCACCAUUUUCACAAGGACCUGACGUUUAAAUUGAAAGAAGCUGGCAACGCAGCAGGUUCAGCUGGCCUGGAACUAAGCCCGAAGAGAGACGGGAGCCCGGCUCGCCCUGUAAGCAUGGUCGAAACUGUGAACUUGGGUUUGGAAAAUAAAAGUAACGUUUCGCGUUUAGGGGAAAGUCUGGGAGCUACUAAUGUCGAGGUGUUUAAAAGGGAGCUUUGCACUAGUGAAAAUGGACCACAAGCGCGUACUGACACAGGCAGAGAAAAGGUAGCUAAAGACAAGGAAAGUGCUGGUUCGGGGGACAGGGGAAACGGUACAGAAUCAAAAGACUCACUUGAAAGUGUAGGGGGCCAAGGUGCGCUCCCGUCAGAGGUGCAAAGAGAAUGUCCUGAAGAAGGGCAGGACAUGGGGGGGAAUUCUCAGGACACCAAUGGUAAUUUCUCUGGCAGGAAUAGUCAGGAAUGUGAGAAUUCCAGGGCUGAAGCCCCCCGUUCACCCGUGAUAUCAGGACCCCCCUCCUUAGCACGGAGAGGGUCAGGUAAAAAACACACUCCACAGACACCUCCCCUAGCCCCUGACAAGAGGCACCCGGGUUUACUGCACAGGAGCUUCAGCUUCAGGCACUGGAGUGGUGGGGAGCUGCCCAGGAUCAGAGCCCUCACUCGGGAGAAGCACCACAGUAGCUCCAGCUGUAUUGGGCAAGGGGAGAGCAAAGCCGUGGUCCUUCAGAACCCCUCCUGCAGUGAAGCAGGGUGCAGCGAGAAGAGGAACACCUUAGACGUGGGGGAGGUCCUGAAUAAAACAGAUUCCCUGACUGACCUGGGCAGGUGGGAGAGGGCGAAUGGGAAGAACAGGACUCUGGAUAACAGCGACCUGCACAAGCUGUCAGAGAGGAACCUGGAAGAGAAGGAAGGCUUCCUCCGCGGCGGGGUCAGGUCUAGCGGGCAGGAGCGCAAUCUGCUCAAGUUCUUCAGCGGCAUUUUCUCCAAAAAGGAGGGCACUUCCACGCCGUUUACGAGCCCCAGGGGGAAAUCUCUAAGGGAUAGCAGUAGCGCUGCCAGGUCUAAAGGGUUUCUAAGCUCCCAGAAGAAGGCUACUCUGGGAUAUGCACAGUCCAGCCCUGAGAGUGUGAACGGGUCUCCUCUUAAAGAUGCCUUCGUAAACAGCCAGGAGUGGACCCUCAGCCGCUCAGUCCCGGAGCUCAAAGUGGGCAUUGUGGGUAAUUUAGCCAGCGGUAAGUCCGCCCUGGUGCACCGGUACCUGACAGGGACAUAUGUUCAGGAGGAGUCUCCAGAAGCAGACAUCGAUGCAGGUGGCCGCUUCAAGAAGGAGAUUGUGGUGGAUGGUCAGAGCUACCUGCUGCUCAUCAGAGAUGAAGGGGGCCCCCCGGAGACACAGUUUGCCUUGUGGGUGGAUGCUGUCAUCUUUGUCUUCAGUCUGGAGGAUGAGAUCAGCUUCCAGACGGUCUAUCACUACUACAGCCGGAUGGCCAACUAUCGCAACACUGCCGACAUCCCCAUGGUGCUGGUCGGAACCCAGGACGCUAUCAGCUCGGCGAACCCUCGAGUCAUUGACGACGCCAGGGCGAGGAAGCUGUCCAACGACCUGAAGAGAUGCACGUACUACGAGACCUGCGCCACCUACGGGCUCAACGUGGAGAGGGUCUUCCAGGACGUUGCCCAGAAGAUUGUAGCGACUCGGAAGAAGCAGCAGCUGUCUAUCGGACCCUGCAAGUCUCUUCCCAACUCCCCCAGCCACUCCUCCGUGUGCUCGGUCCCCAUCUCCACAACGCACAUCAGCCAGACGAGCAAUGGCGGAGGCAGCCUGAGCGAUUACUCCUCCUCCGUCCCCUCUACCCCCAGCACCAGCCAGAAGGAGCUGCGGAUCGACGUCCCACAGAGCGCCAACACACCCACGCCGGUGCGCAAGCAGUCCAAGCGCCGCUCCAACCUCUUCACCUCUCGGAAAGGAAGCGAUCCAGACAAGGAGAAGAAAGGCCUGGAGGGCCGGGCAGACAGCAUUGGAAGCGGCCGUGCGAUCCCAAUUAAACAGGGUAUGCUCCUGAAGAGAAGCGGCAAGUCUCUGAAUAAAGAGUGGAAGAAGAAGUAUGUAACCCUGUGCGACAACGGCCUGCUCACCUACCACCCCAGCCUUCAUGACUACAUGCAGAACGUCCAUGGCAAGGAGAUCGACCUGCUGCGCACCACCGUGAAGGUGCCAGGGAAGAGGCCUCCCCGUGCCAUCUCCGCCUGUGCCCCCCUCUCCAGCCCCAAAACCAACGGGCUGACCAAGGACAUGAGCAGCCUGCAGCUCUCCCAGGCACCAGGCACAGUGACGACCAGCACAUCGGCAUCUCAGAUGGCCAGUGGGAUCAACCUAGUUGCCUUCAACAGCCGACCGGACGGGAUGCACCAGCGGUCCUACUCUGUGUCCAGCGCUGACCAGUGGAGCGAGGCCACGGUGAUUGCAAACUCUGGCAUCAGCAGCGACACAGGCCUGGGUGAUUCAGUGUGCUCCAGUCCCAGCAUGUCCAGUACCACCAGUCCCAAACUGGACCCCCCUGCCUCGCCGCAUGCCAACAGGAAGAAGCAUCGCCGGAAGAAGAGCACCAGCAACUUCAAAGCGGACGGCAUCUCCGGCGCUGCCGAAGCCAAACGUAAAGCUUGGAAACUAAACCGUGUUGGUAGCCUGCGCAACAUUUACAACAGCAGCAGCGCCAACACUGAAGAACAAGAGGAGAACUUUGAGUUCAUCAUUGUGUCGUUAACGGGGCAGACGUGGCACUUCGAGGCCACCACCUAUGAGGAGCGGGACGCCUGGGUGCAGGCCAUCGAGAGCCAGAUCCUGGCCAGCCUGCAGUCCUGCGAGAGCAGCAAGAACAAGUCUCGCCUGACGAGCCAGACAGAGGCCAUCGCUCUGCAGUCGAUCAGGAACCUGCGUGGAAACGCUCACUGCGUGGACUGUGAAGCACAGAACCCGGAUUGGGCCAGUCUGAACCUGGGAGCGCUGAUCUGUAUCGAAUGCUCGGGAAUCCACCGCAACCUCGGCACGCACCUCUCACGGGUUCGAUCCCUGGACCUGGACGAGUGGCCGCUGGAGCUCAUCAAGGUCAUGUCGUCCAUUGGCAAUGAGCUGGCCAAUAGCGUGUGGGAGGGGAGCGCGCAGGGGCGCAUGAAACCCGCACCAGAUUCCACCAGGGAGGAGAGGGAGCGGUGGAUCCGAGCCAAGUACGAGCAGAAGAUGUUCCUGGCGGCCCUGCCUCUCACAGACCUGCCCCUGGGGCAGCACCUGUUGAGGUCCACAGCAGAGGAGGACCUCCGCAUGGUGGUGCUGCUGCUGGCACACGGGGGGCGAGACGAGGUCAACGAGACCUGCGGGGAGGGAGACAGGCGCACAGCUCUGCACCUCGCCUGCCGUAAGGGCAACGUCGUCAUCACACAGCUGCUGAUAUGGUACGGGGUGGACGUGAUGGCCCGGGACGCCCAUGGGAACACAGCGCUUGCCUACGCGCGGCAGGCCAUGAGCCAGGAGUGCAUCGACACCCUGCUGCAGUACGGCUGCCCUGACGAGCGCUUCGCCCUCAUGGCCACACCCAAUCUGUCCCGCAAGAACAACAACCGUAACAACAGCAGCAGCAGCAGCGGCAGCAUCGUCGGGGCGGGAAGGAUGCCGACCAUCAUCUGAUGCUACUGCACCCUGGUGGCGACCCCCGGCACUGCUGCUUCUGCUUUGAUUUUAAACACAGUCCUCUCCAUUUUGUUGGGAUUCCAGCCUGAAUCGGUGUUAAAAAAAAUAAAAGAAUACAUAUAAAUAAAUCUACCUGGAGUGGUCUGGAGGUUGAGGGAAAAACCACUUCCCAAGAAAAUUAGAGAGCAACUUGUUUGCUUGUUGACUGUGGAUUAUUAUUAGAUUUUCAGCCUUUCUGUACUGAUAAAAGCGUCAUGCACGCGCCACUCCUGUGCCGUAUAGGUAUCAUUUAGUGGAAACCCGGAGGCCAUCGCCUUUGCUCUAGAACUCUGGAAGAGAAGCAUUUUCACAUCGUUUGCACUCCCGCACCAGUGGAGCUGGGAGCUGGGUCUUGGCUUGUCCGCAUAGGAAAACCUGACAGGCUGAAUCAGAGGCCCAGGCAGGAGUUUGUCAGGUUGUGAAGCUCUUGUGAUGGUUUGUGUCAAACCAGUCAAAGCUAAUCUGCCUGCUGGGACCAUCGGCUUCAUUGCAUCAUCCUACGGCCAAGUCCCUCCUCUCUCUCUCUCUCUCUCCAGUGCUGUCGCUCUUUCAUAGUUCUCUGUAAAUAAUGAAUUGAGGGGAAUUUACGAACAUUAGCUGGGCGGCAGCUACGCGGACACUUCGUCACUCAGAAGAAUGAAGAGUAUGUUUGUAUAACUUUAAUUCAGCCUGGGACCUCGAAUACACCCUUCUACACUCCGCCAUGACCAGCCUUCUCUUCAUAGCGUUCAGAACAAAAGUGACAAGAGAAGAGAUUUUAGUUGGGAAUAUGUACAUAUGUGAAGAAAAAAUAAUUGGAGGAAAAACUGUAACAUUAAAAAAAAAAAAAAAGAAUUUAAAAAUGACCCCACUCUGCGGUAGCAUUUUAAACAACUUGCUUCCGAAAA